Molecule: messenger RNA, 381 nt
Organism: Plasmopara halstedii
Lineage: Eukaryota; Oomycota; Peronosporomycetes; Peronosporales; Peronosporaceae
Product: transcription elongation factor spt4
Exons: 3
Coding region: 1-381 (126 amino acids)
Biological process (GO): regulation of transcription elongation by RNA polymerase II; mRNA processing; positive regulation of DNA-templated transcription, elongation
Cellular component (GO): nucleus; DSIF complex
Molecular function (GO): zinc ion binding; RNA polymerase II complex binding
Source: RefSeq, a predicted model, not a curated record
AUGAAUCGAAUGCGGGACGAGGAAGACGAGGAGUUGGAUGAGAGCUUUCAACACGCUGACAUUCCCAACACCUUCCGGGAACUCCGUGCCUGCAUGACAUGCUCUCUAGUGAAGACUUUUACGCAGUUCUAUGAUACGGGCUGCGAAAAUUGUGCAUUCUUGCAGAUGGCUGACAAUCGUCAGCGGGUGGCCGAGUGCACGUCUGCCUACUUCGAAGGCAUGAUUGCGAUGAUGCAGCCCAAGGAGAGCUGGGUUGCCAAAUGGCAACGCAUCGUCCGCUCGAUUCCAGGAAUAUAUGCCGUAUCAGUUUCGGGGGAAUUACCUGACUCUAUUAAGCGCUUUCUUGAAGACAGGAACAUCCCGUACCGCGUGCAGAACUAA